Messenger RNA from Ylistrum balloti, 2847 nucleotides. RefSeq lists its product as uncharacterized. NCBI's taxonomy places the organism in Eukaryota, Metazoa, Mollusca, Bivalvia, Pectinida, Pectinidae. The record is from RefSeq and is a predicted model, not a curated record.
AUGGGAACAAAACGCGACAUUCCUGCAAUUAACAUGUUGAGCAAUUUUUCCUGGGAAUGGAAAGAGAUCACCAGCCCUCCUACCACAUCUACACUACACCUGCUUGAGGAGGCUCAGCGAUAUCAUUUACGUGUGAGUGACCUGACCACGAGGACCACCGAAGGCAUCAAGAGCGUCAAACGGUACGUUGAAGAAAUAAACGAGGAAUUAAGCUCUAUCACAAACCAGGCGAAGAGGUCAAUGAUAGAGAGCGUGCAGAUCAUGUCGGAUCUCGUUAAAAAAUUAGGUAAGAGCAUCUCACACCGAUAUCAGACACAUAAUGCAAAAAUUGCAAAAGAGCUGGAGAAGGUGUCGGAGGCGGUCGAGCAACAACAAAAACUAACCUCUCUCCUUGAAAGUGUCAAUAAUUUGUGUGGAAAAGUGCUAUCAAAUCGGGGGUUAGAAAAUGAUGACAUCAAAGAUUUACAAAGUUCAAUCGAUGACUAUGGUAAAACUUUAGAAACCGAAAGACAAAAAAAGGUGAGACUGGAAAAAAGGAGGAAAGAAAAGGAGGAAGCAGCAGAAAAAGAAAAGAAACGUGAAGAGGAAGAAAAACGAAGAAAAGAUCCUGACAACUGGAAUCCUACAGUGUUUAAGGACGACGGAUCUACAGCAGACAGAUUCACUAACACCGACAUACUGUGUGUGAUAUAUGCCAUGGAAGGAAGCUUUCAAGACUCCUCGCUCCAAUGUACCAACAUGGAAGGAAAGAUUAAAGUGUCAGAAUGGCUAGAUAUGCGAUAUGAAGAACAGGCGUCAUGUCCGAUUUCGAUAAGGAAUGUCUCAGUAAAACUAGAGGCGCCUAUGGAAGUGUACGUGCCAUAUUCGAUUAACGGGAAAAACCGCGAGCCAGAGAUCAAGAUCUCAAUCGACAAUGGACCCUGGGCGUCCCCUGAUAUGCUCACCGAAAGGAAAAAUAAUGUUUUCCCGAAAGGAGUCAGGUAUAUUGGUACUAAAGUUGGAGGAAGCUUCAAGUCAGUAAGAAUAGUAGUAGUCGCUGUACACAAGGGAAAGAAGAUAAAAGUCGACAAAAAUGGUUCGACCUUCACGGAAGACUGUAUGCAAUUCCAGGUUCCUCCAGGGUUCGGGAAUGACAAUAUCAAAAUAGGCGUAUCAAAUGAUAAUGGAACAAAUAUGAGACAACAGAACAAGUUUCUUGGCGCUCAGGUACACAUAGAACUCGAUUGUGGGCAAAAAACAACGAAGGACAUCAAUGUCAAGAUAUCAGAAGAUAAGAUGUUGUCUCACUGUAAGGAACGGAAGGAGACUUGCAAGGCCCUGAACGAAGUGGUUACGUCUGGAAAGGAUAUGUCAAACAUCCAAUUGGAUCUUUUUCUUGUGCACUUACAGAGAGAUGGCGUGAUCACCACUAAGGAAGCAAACGAUAACAAAAAUCUGUUGGAUAUGAAGAAAAGGACAAAACAUCUGCUCGAGAUGAUUCUACAGCGACCAUCGGCAGCUGAAAAGGUCUUGGUAUGCUUAGACAAGUCAGGAAAUAGUCACAUAGCAAAACAGAUUCGACAGCUGAUUCCGAAAAAAUCCGGCAAUACAGCUGCAGAUGAAAAAUGGCGUUCAGUAUUGGUUUUCCGCGGGGAUGAUGGAACGUGGAAAGUGCUUGAUCCAAAAGUGGCUAAAAAGCUUCAGAGAGAGCUAGGAUGUGCCUUACCGGCGGGUAACAGACGUUUUGAGUUGAUAUCCCUGACUGUCUCUGAUGACUCGACAGAGAAAGAUAUUGAAGAAAUCGCCAAUGAGUUCAGAAACCGGGAGAUUGGUACGACCGUAACACUGGUCUGCAGGCAUAAAGCAGACGACUAUCAAGCCGAAAGCUUUGUGCACAUCCUUUCAUCAGAGGGAGCAUCAAGGGAAAUCACUCGACUGCAGGAACAAGGAUACACCAGAGGCCCAAUGGAAUUGGCUGAUUUUAAUGUCAUGGACGGGGAAACCGUCGAGUUGUAUAUGUCUGGUAAUAUCGGACUGGAGGACAAAGGUAGAAGGUUACAACAAGGAAAGGUAACGGAUUUACUAUACAAAGCCCAUAAAGACGUUUGCAAACUGAACUUUAAUAUAUACGUCGUCGACAAAACAUCUCCAGGUCAAAUGGAUGACGACAGGUAUCGAGGACUGCUUCAUUACAGAGUCAGAGCUAGGGAACCUCUUAAGGAGAGGACUGACGCGGUCGAGGUAACCUGGGUAAAGGUGUCGAAGCGCUAUUUAGCACACUUAUCUAUGAAUGGAGACAUGCAAGCGCUGGGCAAAUUCGUCAGUUCAAAGAUGGCUAACGGGCAGGAAAUGCACCGUGUGUUUGUUACCAUGGACACGCCGAAAACAGUGAAAGAAAUAGAAGACCGUGUUGAGAGACAAUGCAAGAAUGACACAGAUAUCAUCAAAUACGAGACAACGCUGUUCAUAUGGGCAAAUCAAAACAAAGACGAAAAAGACAUACAGAUUGAGAAGAUUCUACAUGCUGUUAAAAGUUACUCAUGGUGUGACGAAGCCCGUCGGUUUGUCAGAUUCUACACGAAAUCAGGUCUGUUCUCGGAGAUGUCACUUCUGGCAAUGUCAAAGCUGUUGGGGCCGGAAUGGAAGGAUUUGGCGGUCCUUCUGAAAAUACCACAGGUGCAGAUCGAUUAUAUCAAGACCAUGCAGCUCAGUGAACAAGACGCGAAGGGGAAAAUGCUUGAUAAGUUCCGCCUGACACACUACGCCAUCGGCUUCGGCGAAAAACUUCCGGAUGUAUUCUUAAAGUCCCUUCAGCAGUGCAAGUGCAGUGACGAACUUCUGGCGUACGUGAAGUCGAAACUGAACUGA